Molecule: messenger RNA, 381 nt
Organism: Funneliformis mosseae
Lineage: Eukaryota; Fungi; Glomeromycota; Glomeromycetes; Glomerales; Glomeraceae
Source: the annotation of a GenBank genome assembly
AUGGCUCUCAAGGCAUUAAAGAUAAUUCAUAGUCAUAACGUUCUUCACAAUGAUAUUCGAAAAGAAAAUAUCUUAGUUAAUGAAAAAGGUAAUGUAUAUUUUAUUGACUUUGUGAAAUCAAUUGUUACUGAUAAAAAGGAUCUGUUUCGACAAGAGGAAUCUGAAUUAUCCCGUUUAUUUGAUUGCUAUAUUGAUCGACAUUCCGAAACGGAACGCGCAAACGAUGAUGUUUUUGCAUCAGACUAUUUAUGCGCAUCAAAAUGUAUGAUAUUACAAAUCAUAAUUCCGAUCAAAAUCCCUAGUAUCUGUCAUCUUGUAACAAUUCCCGCAUUCUUACAUAUAUUGUAUUGCGAAGUAAUGAGUGCCAGUAAAACCAUAUGA